Messenger RNA from Papaver somniferum (opium poppy), 1365 nucleotides. RefSeq names its product F-box only protein 12-like. The record is from RefSeq and is a predicted model, not a curated record. NCBI's taxonomy places the organism in Eukaryota, Viridiplantae, Streptophyta, Magnoliopsida, Ranunculales, Papaveraceae. The coding region runs from base 104 to 973 and encodes 289 amino acids. The transcript has 2 exons. Gene Ontology annotation, molecular function: DNA binding; protein binding.
UUUUACUCUUUUUAUUCUACACCCAAAAAUCACUAGUUCAAUAACCCUAUUAUCUCUUUAAAAUCUGUCCUCUCUGUUCAACUAGAGGGGUUUUUUGAAUCUGAUGGAGUAUUUCAAUUUAUUACCCGAAGAGAUUAAACUAGAGAUUUUAAGUCGAGUCCCGGCCGAAUCGGUGCUCGAAUGCAAAUUGGUAUCCACAAAUUGGAGAAGUCUUGUUCGUCAUACAUCAUUCUCCAAGAUGCAUUUAGAUCAUCAUCUCACUCAUCCUGUCGCUGAUUCUGAAAUUAAGAGAAUUAGAGAGGAUCACGGGGCGAGAGGAUUUGGUUAUGUUGAUUCAACCAAUGAGUACAAAAUUGUAAGAAUAAUGUUCGAGGAUGAGUACGUGACCAAGUUUGUGGAAGUUUACAUAUACACUCUAGGGAGUGGAAAUGGAUGGAGAAACAUUGGGAAGUUCAGUUCAGGAACCAGAGAACAUUGGGGAGUAGGUGUACAUUUCAGUGGAGCUCUUUAUUGGAUGGACUAUAAAGUAAAAAUGAUAGUUCCCUUCCAUUUAGCUGAGGAAAAGUUUGGUAAACAUCUUUCACCACCACCUGCUUUGCCAAACAGAGAUUUUGAUGAUUUUUAUCAACUAGGGGUUUUGGAUGGGUGUUUGUAUUUUGUUAUCAAAUUGAUUCUAAGUGGAUCUUGGGACGUGUGGAUAUUGAAAAAGAAGGAUGAUAAUCAUGACAUGAAAGAGCGAGAGGGAUAUCAAUCACUGGGUUGGAGUCAAGUGGUUAGGGUUUAUGACAGUGAUCGUAGCGAAUUGCUUGCGCUCACAAAGAGUUACACUGUCUUAACUUACACGCCCGAACAUAUCUACGUUCACGACCCAGAAGUUUCAACCUCGGAAAUGAUUGUGGAUUUUAAUGAAUAUAUUCGUGAAGUAUUCCCUCACAAGAACACCUUAGUUUCAUUGAAAGAAUUAUGGGAAUAAGAUACAAAGAUAAUGGAGUGAUUUGAAAUUGUGGGGACAGAAAGCAGUGAUCACCCUUUCAACCAGCUGUCGGAGUAUAAACUGGUAAUCUUCAUUCAUUUUGAAAUUAGAUAACGAGUAACCUCCGUGUGAACCUAAAUCCUAGUGACAUUGUCAUAUCAUCGAGUAAUGCAAUCUAUACUUAUUACAUUCUAUCAGUAAUACUGCUGUUACUUUAUCAUCGAGUGUUUCUUACUUUCUUAUUUUAGAGUUAAGCUAUGUAACUAUGUUGCUUUGUUACCUUUGCACUUUGUUUGUGACUUGACCUUAUCUCAAAGUGAAUAUAAUCUGUAUUUUAGUAACUUAUUUUGUUUAUGCAUGGGAGUCAAAUAAGUAUUAGUGAAAUGAUUGCA